AACCAGACAUGAUACACUGACAGCAUUUGGAAAUAAACUUUGGCAGUAAGAUGGAAGCAUAAAUCUCAGGAUUCUAGACCAAAACAGAAAUGGCUCAUGAGAUUUGAAAGAAGAGACUGAAGAGCCUCCAACACUUGUGUGAGCAGUGGAAAAGGAACAACUACCAUGGUAACACUAAUAACAGAAAAGCUGCAGAACCAGAGCUUGGAUGAUCUGACCUGUAAAACAUACAAUAUUAAUCUGUACUCAUCUGAGAAGCUGAACAAAAGUGGCAGCUUGUUCCCUUUCGAAAUCAAUGAAGACAGCCCUUGGAAAGCUUUAACUGGGGGUUACCCCAUCCAGCCGGACACGGGCAGGAGCUCGGCUUACCCGUUCGCCGCGUGCCCGUUCAGCGCCGGCGCCGCCGGCCAUGGCAGCGUGCCGUGGCAGCAGGAGCCCAGCAGCACCGCCAUGGUGUCGGGGUGGAUCAGCGAGCUGAACCUCAACGAGAACUCGGGCCAGCCCCUGGCGCCGCCCACCAAGCGCCACUGCCGCUCGCUGUCGGAGCCCGACGAGCUGGCCCGCUGCAGGUCGCCCUGGAAGCCCGGCAGCUCCAAGGUUUGGACUCCCGUGUCCAAGAGACGCUGUAACAGCGGCGGCAGCGCUACCUUGCAGCGCUGCAACAGCCACGGAAGUGCCACCCUGCAGAGAAGCACAAGCAUCAGCCUGCCACAGAACAUCCUGUCCCUAAACAACGUCUUCACCGUCACCAGCUUCAACACCUCUCCGGUACCCAGACCUUCCUCUGCCAGCAGCGGGUUUGUGGACAGCAGCGAGGGCAGCACGAGCUCCAGCACCCGCUGGAAUUCCGGAGGCCCUUGUGACUUUAACCCAAGGCGCCGCCUGUCCCUCUCCCAGGAGCACAUCACCGAGACAGGGAACCUCUUGCCUUCAGCCAACAGCACUCCCACCUCCACACCCGAGCUCAGCCGGCGGCAGGGGCUGCUGCGGUGCCGCUCGCAGCCCUGCGUCCUCAACGAAAAGAAAAGCCGGCUGAAGCGCAGACGGGAGGAGGACGUACGAUGGAACAGGCCAUCGUUAGACUUUUUUAAAAUGACGCGGGUGAGAUUUUGUUUUCCUCGGUGUGGGAAGGGAGCUCUUGCAGAAAGGCUGUUUCUAGAUCGGCACUAACUUGUAGUUGUUGCA
This is a messenger RNA of Ficedula albicollis (Collared flycatcher), 1185 nucleotides long. RefSeq names its product family with sequence similarity 53 member A (gene FAM53A). Gene Ontology annotation, cellular component: nucleus. Lineage: Eukaryota; Metazoa; Chordata; Aves; Passeriformes; Muscicapidae. The record is from RefSeq and is a predicted model, not a curated record. Gene Ontology annotation, biological process: protein import into nucleus. The transcript has 3 exons. The coding region runs from base 166 to 1170 and encodes 334 amino acids.